Otolemur garnettii (small-eared galago) is the source of this 755-nucleotide messenger RNA. RefSeq names its product alpha-1-acid glycoprotein 1. The transcript is spliced from 6 exons. Gene Ontology annotation, biological process: regulation of immune system process. Lineage: Eukaryota; Metazoa; Chordata; Mammalia; Primates; Galagidae. The record is from RefSeq and is a predicted model, not a curated record. Bases 43 to 705 code for a protein of 220 amino acids.
GCCACUAGCUCUGCCUGGCUUCUGCUGCCUCCUCCACUCAGCAUGGCGCUGCCUUGGGUCCUUGCAGUCCUGAGCCUCCUGCCUCUGAUGGAUGCCCACAGCCCACUGUGUGCCAACCUGACGGCGGUGCCCAUCACCAAUGCUAGCCUGGACCGGAUCUCUGGCAAGCGGUUUUAUAUUGCUUCGGCCUUACGAGACCCUGAGUACAAAAAGGCAUCUAUGGAGAUCUCAGCAGACUUCUUUUACCUUGCUCCCAACAAGACAGAGGAUAAGAUAGAACUCAGAGAGUACCAGACCAUCAAGGACAAGUGUGUCUAUAACUUCAGUUAUCUGAACGUCCAGCGAGAGAACGGGACUAUCUCCAAAUAUGAGGGAGGAAAAGAACAUUAUGCUCAGCUGGUGCUCCUCAAAGACCCCAAGAUCUUCAUCUUUGCCUUCUUCCUGGAAGAUGAGCAGAACCGGGGACUGACCUUCUACGCUGACAAGCCAGAGGCCACAGAGGAGCAGCUGGAGGAGUUCUAUGAAAUGCUCGCCUGCGCCGGCAUGUUGAAGUCUGAAGUCGUGUACACUGACAUCAAAAAGGAUGCGUGUGAGCCACUGGAGAAGCAGCACAAGAAGGAGGAGGAGGAGAGGAGGAAGGAAAAGGACUCCAAGGAGGACACAGCCUCGGGGCAGGACCUCGGGGAUGCAGCCCGCCCUUCCUAACUCAUUUCUUCCCCCCACUUGCAUCAAUAAAACAUCUGCAUUGGAAUAGC